CUUUGACUUCCUUCUGUUGGCUGAAUCGAAUAAGAACAGCAACAUGUACUUCAGGAAGAUAAAAAGCCAGAUACCCCAGUCAUCCCAUCAGCCUUUUUGGACCCAUCCUGAUUGCUGCGGAACUCAAAGGAAACACUACUGGACGUUAUGACCAUCAAAGCCAUCGUAUUUGAAGUCAACUGGACUGUAUGGAGUGGCAAGCUCGACCCGGCAAAGUGGGGCAAAGGUCACUCAGCUAGCAAGAAACUCGAAGACAACCUUGAGCGGGACGUCUCAGACAAGCAACUAAUUCGCGAUGUUAGCAACUACUCCCUCGAGAUACGCCUCUUUCAAGACAUGCCCAAGAUCAUUCACGAUAUCAAAAAGAGGCGUAUUCCCCUUGGUUUCGUCUCUAAGGACUCGCCCCGAGCAAUGUGUGACCGAGCACUCUAUCUCUUCGAAUACCCGGACGAGAACCACAAGGACAGGACAAUCAAUAGUGCCGUGGACUAUAACGAGACAGGAAAUGGCGACUUCAUAAGCAUAUUCAAUAACGUCAAGGAUUGGGCGUCUGCUCAAGGAGAGGAAAUCGUCUUUUUCGACUGUCACGAGGAGAGCCUCAAGGUCAACCGCGAACUAGGCGUCCGUGUCGAGAUCGUUAGCCAUCGCACUGGAGUAACUUGGGACAUAUACAAUCGUGCGCUCGAGAAGUAUGGCCACGGGGGUGGCGGUGGUGGUGGUGGCGGCAAGGGGCCUGAUACACCGUAUUAUGGUCAACCGAAAUUGGGCAAACUUCUCGGCGAAGGGUUAUUUUCCAAAGUCUAUGACGCGGCAGGCGAUUCAGACGCAGUGAUCAAGGUGUUGAAAAACUGGACUACAGAGCAACGACGUCGUCUACUCGAAAUCUAUGCUGUCGUCAAGAGUGGUCGCCCCUUUGACCCAGGCAACAAUCAACAAGACAAGUAUCUUCUCAUGAUCGCCUUGGAACUCCGUAACCUCGAAAUGAUAAAGGAACUCAAGGAUCCGAAACCAGAAGACUUCUCCGGAUGGUUCAAAAUGAAAAAGAUUGAGGGGACCCAUAUCUGGAAGCACCAUCUAUACAAGAAACAUCCGUUCGGCGUCAAGUUCCAAGAGUUUGUCAAGGCGUGCAUGCACCUCACCGUGGAUGCAGUUGAGCACGUCGUCAAGACAUAUGGUGUCGAGCAUUGCGAUGCACAUUUCAAGAAUGUAGUUUACGAUUUCGAUGGGGACAAACCUGUACGGGCGAGACUUCUGGAUUGGGGUAUCGCCGUUAAAAUGCGCUGGGACGGUAGUCGAUACAUCCGGGGAGAUGAUUUCCAACUGAUUGUCCCCCAAUAUCAAGAUUCUAAGCCUGGGCUGAAAUAUACUCCCGACGAAUUCCGGCGCUAUUGGGUCGGGUGGAUGGUGAAGACGGAGUACACUGCUCUCUGGUCGAGGAAUACCAUUACACAGAAAGAUGGCCAGGAAUUCUUGAAGGAUUUAGACUGGUGGUAUCAUCGCCGAUAAACAAUGAUUUUAAAUAUUUACCUUCCGAUGUCUUCAAUUGCUGUAGAGUACUGUGUAGUGUACUGAAUAACAAGAAUUCAAAUAUUCAUUCCCCAC
This is a messenger RNA of Marasmius oreades (fairy-ring Marasmius), 1602 nucleotides long. RefSeq lists its product as uncharacterized. Gene Ontology annotation, biological process: protein phosphorylation. The record is from RefSeq and is a predicted model, not a curated record. Bases 148 to 1506 code for a protein of 452 amino acids. Lineage: Eukaryota; Fungi; Basidiomycota; Agaricomycetes; Agaricales; Marasmiaceae. Gene Ontology annotation, molecular function: protein kinase activity; phosphatase activity; ATP binding. The transcript has 11 exons.